CACUGUGGCUGCAAAGAGAAGUAGUCAAGUAGUGCAGACAAAUAGCAUUUUGGGCUGUAGGCAACUCAAACAUCCACCAUAAACUUGCGGCCCAAUGCGCCAUUGUCGCUCUCGCACAGCCAAGCUGCUAUUACUAGCAUGCUGCGUGUUGGUCGUCUCCAACGCUGCGCAUGCGUCGGGGUGGGGACGGCUGAGCAAGAUUGGCUCCUGGCUGCAACCUCAGUCCAAGCGAGCGCCAGACGUCUUGUCAGGAUAUGCGCGUUAUGAUGAGGCAUCUGGGACACUUACCUUCGUUAAAGGGCUGGCCGGCGGCCCUCGCGACGACGCCCCCGCACACGGUUCCUUCUCCGACCCUCUGCGCCACGUCAGCAACUUCGGGCAGCUGCGGGUGGCCACCAACCCCGCCUUCCCGGACACCCUGCAGAUGCAGGCGGCGGGAUUCGUGGAGGGAUACCUAACGGCAGAGCGCAUCUUCGACUACGCCUACAAUAUGCGCGGGUGGCUGGCUGAGCAAACCAACGACACAUUCAAGAUUGGGGACUGGCUGUUCGCUCAGGACCAAUGGGCUCGCCAGCAAGUCAGGGCGCAUGCAGCUGACAACACCUCCUCCUCUGCCUCCUCCACCUCCUCCUCCACCACCACCUCCUCCACCUCCGACCCCCCCUCCCCCGCCUUCUGGCCCACCGUGGGUCUCCUCCUCGCGCAGCUGGAUGGGCUGCAAGCGGGCUACAGCGCCCGAUUGGCGGAGCAGGGACAGGGGC
This is a messenger RNA of Astrephomene gubernaculifera, 761 nucleotides long. NCBI's taxonomy places the organism in Eukaryota, Viridiplantae, Chlorophyta, Chlorophyceae, Chlamydomonadales, Astrephomenaceae. The record is from the annotation of a GenBank genome assembly.